This is a messenger RNA of Folsomia candida, 990 nucleotides long. RefSeq names its product probable endochitinase. Lineage: Eukaryota; Metazoa; Arthropoda; Collembola; Entomobryomorpha; Isotomidae. The transcript is spliced from 4 exons. The coding region runs from base 74 to 913 and encodes 279 amino acids. Gene Ontology annotation, molecular function: chitin binding. The record is from RefSeq and is a predicted model, not a curated record. Gene Ontology annotation, cellular component: extracellular region.
GUAUUCGAGCUUACAUUCAUUCGUUUGGUGAACACUGGCAAGGUGAAGACAACCUGCACAAAGGAUAAGUAACAUGGGGUCAUAUUAUUAUAAAAGUGGACUUUUCACAAUCAUGCUCGCCGCAGUUUUCGUCGAUGAAACUUUGGCGAAAAAGAUAAAGUACGAACCAGCUCUAACCCAAAUACUGGGAGUUGAUUCGGACAUUGGCAUAUUUGCUCCAAUCACGUGUGUAGACGAGAACCCAUUUCCAGAUCCUUCUGACACAACUGGACAGUUUUAUUAUCAGUGCUUUUGGGUUGAAGAUCCUGUUAGUCCGACUUGGAUUCUAAAGCGUCAGCAAUGUCCAUCAAAUGGGUUUUUCGAUCCGCCAACCUUUUCUUGUGUAGAAGUAAGACCAACUACGGCACCUCCGACAAGCACAACGCCUAUUCCCACUACGGCUGCGACAACCACUACAGCUGCACCCACCACGCCUGCACCAUUCACGUGCAAAACGGAAGAAGGAACAUUCAAACAUGAAACGGAUUGUACAAAAUAUUAUAGGUGCGUCAUUAUUGCUGGCACAAUGAGAAAGUAUGAUAUGACUUGCCCAGCAAACAGUUACUUCGACGCGGCAAAAUUGCUCUGCGUCUCUGGAUCCUGUCCUGCAACUACAAUUGCAACCACAGCCCCAACUACGGGCUCAACUACGACGGCAACCACGGGCUCAACUGCGAAGGCAACUACAGGCCCAACUACAACCCCCGCCCCAUUCACGUGUACGGCUGAAGGGACUUAUCCGGACCCUGCCGGCUGCACGAAAUACGUGACCUGCCGCAUUAUUUCAGGGUCAAUGCGUACAUAUAACUACACUUGUCCGGCAGAGUCACAUUUUGAUGCAGCCAAAAGGAUGUGCGUGCUAGGGAAUUGUUGAGAGCUAUACAUAUGUAUGAGGCUUUGUCUUGGGCAAAUUUAGUGGAAUUUGAAUAAUAAAUAUUUAUGACUAUGUCA